AUGGUCAAGGAAAUCAAGGAAACGCCGGUCUAUCCGUUGUCACCGGCAGAGCGUCAAAGAAAAAGGAGGCUGAACUUCGAUGAGUCGCCGGAGACGUCGACAAACUUCUAUACUGCCACGAAUGCGCUGAUUCAAGAUCAACAAAUUCCACUUUAUGCCAGGACAAUCCUGGCGUACCUCAUCGAUAGCAGGAAGCAAAUGGAGGAAAUGAUGAAGAACAACCGUGAGUUAAUGGAGAGUGUCAAGAAGCUAUCGGAAGAAGUCAUUUCUCUUAGAGCAGAAAAUAAUCGCUUAAAAGAAUCUGUUACUAGAUCUGCUCCUGAGCGAUCCAAGGACACGGUUACAAAGGACGGCCAAAUGGAGGACAUCGAAAAGAGAAGACUGACGCUAAACCACUAUCAAACAUCUCUAAAAACCGCAAAGCAAAAGGACGAGAUGGCAUCGAAAAUUGAUAUCGUAAAGGACGAGGCAUUACGAAAAGAAACGACAGUCGGCAAGAGCAUAGAUGCUAAGCCAAAACAAGCUACUACUGGUAGAGAGAUUAUCUCAUUAUAUCUGCAGGGUGAUGCGAUUGCGUCGAUAACCUAUCGUAAGAUAUGUAACGCAUUAGAAGUGCUGCCUAAUUGGGAGCCGGAAGCAAAAGUUCAAUUCCUGGAACAGUUUCUGAACAUCAGUGAUCUUUUGGAUAAUCGCUGUGCUGCUCUUGUAUCGAAUCUGGCUCGUCUAAAUUGGCAAGCAGUUCCUGCACAAAUUUUGGAUAAAUUUCAAAGAUUGCUAUGUGAUAUCGCCGUACGACAGGUAUGCCAUAUGGAAGUUAUAUACAGUUCUGCUGUAAAUAAUCUGAUUCCUUUAGUGAGAGAAAAUGAAGAAAGCGGCAAGUUUGAGCUUGCUUUACCAGUGGAAGAGCAGGAAAAAUUGUACGUUGCUGCACAUAGGAUAAUUGAACAAAUCCUCAACUGUUUACCCAUGUCUAGCAAAGUCCUUUUGCGACUUCUUCGUAAUGGCGCACCGCACAUAAGUCACGAUAGUCAUCGAUUCAUUGGCUAUAUUAGAAACCUCAUGCAGUGUCUUGAAUAUGCUGAAAAGCUUCGUGCCGAUAUUUGGGAGAUCAUUAUCGAUCAGAUGAUUGUCUGUGAUAACAUGUUAUCAAAGGCGGAGUGCCGUGCAGAGAAGAAAUUCAUUGCUGAUGCUACGAUUUUCCAGAUGGACGAAGAGCAACGUAACGGCUCAGAGAAUGAGAAUGAAGAGAAUGAACGUUUGGCGAAAUUGGACGGAGCUAUGCGAGAUGUGCUUUGUUACAUUGCAUCUAAACAUGGUGUGGAAACCGAACUCGAUGAUCUGAAAUGGCUGCAUGCCAAGGAUGGCUCGAGCGAACGAGAGUUAUUCAAUAUCCUUUCGUCACUGCUGGAAGAUCGCAUGCUUCUGUCGGUACAUGUGCGGUACACUUCCUUCCUCUGGCUAUACCUUUGCAGUAUCAAAGAGGCAUAUGCUACUCGAAUUUUGGACCUCCUUUGGUCUGUACUUGUGCGACCCCAUGUUGCCCAGGUUGAUAUAGCAAAAGCGCAAGGAGCUGCAGCUUAUCUGGCCGCAUUUCUUGCUAGAGCGGAAUACUUAGAUAUAAAAAUCGCAAUUUUUUGGAUGUCACGUAUUGUACAGUGGUGUUUGCAGUAUCUGGAUAAUUGCGGAGUUGGUUCGAAAAGAGUAAUACCCGGAGUUGUCCGACAUGGAACAUUCUACGCGCUAUGUCAGGCGUUUUUCAUAAUUUUCUCUUUCCGCUACAAAGAAGUUGUUCGCAUUGGAGAAAUGGCCAAUGUUGCACAUUGGGGUUUGGCUCGUAUCGUGCAUUCUUGUUUGGAUCCCCUGAAGUAUGUGAGCGGUCCUGUUGGCCAGUGUUUUGCAGCGAUUAGCAGAUCUCUCCAACUCGUCUAUUGUAACAAUGUAUUACCUAUGGAUUCGGGUGUCACCCUUCCAUUCGAGCCGAUGUUUCCCUUCGAUACUUACAAGCUCAAGAGUUCGAUGAUCGUGGUUCUACCAUUGUUGCGGAAGUUCUCUCCUUUGGCUGAAGAUAAGAGCGAGGUCAUUUCCGCCUUACGGAGUUCUGUAAUCAAGCCUCAGGAGGAAACGAUGGACUUCCUUGACGACGAGGAUGAGAUUAUGAGUUCUGUCCCUGCGCAAACUCCUGUCACAGCACAAUGCAACAAUCAGCUUUCAAUGUUUACAAUCUACUCUACCAGCCCUGGUCUUCGCCACUUCGAAGCUCCAUUGAACAUGCGAUUCAUAUAAUGAAACUUUGCUACUUUACUUAUAAUUUUUAUAGGUUUGUUCAUCCUGGAUCUUUCAUCUAGUCCAUUGUCAGGAUAGUCCACUCCUGCGGUUUGAAUGCUGCCCUUUUCAUUAUUAUGGCACAUCUCUUUGUAAUCACUAGUAUCAGUGGCGCUCGAAUAAGUUUUUUUAGAAGCCGCUGCUGCUGAGUAUCAACUCAGUAUAACCUUUCUCUUGCUGUUGUCAAUCAUCGACAACUCCGUCUGUACAACCAACUUUUUCUUAAUGUGAUUAGUUACAAUUUGGCUGUUUUAAGCUGUUUGCGACUGAAGAGGGUUUUUAAGGCAGUGUUUUGGUUGUUGAGAGUCAGUGUUCAUGUACUGUAUAUGAUUGUUAUGGUUUUUAUUCUAUUAGUUGUUAGUUGUUGGAGGUCUGUUUGUGUGAGUUUGUAGUUUUCUUCUGUUAAAAUCCAUUGUUAACUCUGGCGAGUUUUACUUGCUUGUUGAAUAAAGACAUUUUUUUACA
Molecule: messenger RNA, 2787 nt
Organism: Cylicocyclus nassatus
Lineage: Eukaryota; Metazoa; Nematoda; Chromadorea; Rhabditida; Strongylidae
Source: the annotation of a GenBank genome assembly